Etheostoma cragini (Arkansas darter) is the source of this 1463-nucleotide messenger RNA. RefSeq names its product astrocytic phosphoprotein PEA-15. Bases 323 to 715 code for a protein of 130 amino acids. Lineage: Eukaryota; Metazoa; Chordata; Actinopteri; Perciformes; Percidae. Gene Ontology annotation, molecular function: protein binding. Gene Ontology annotation, biological process: regulation of apoptotic process; MAPK cascade. The record is from RefSeq and is a predicted model, not a curated record. The transcript has 4 exons.
CGAGCAGCAGACGGCCACAGAGCGGACUCACGAUAAUCCGGAACCUUUCUAUUUUUCUCAUCUCCAAAAGCUGACUGACAGUUCAUCUCACCCGUGUCCCCUUCACGGCCGCGUUUCCCCACGCCGAUGAAACAGACUCCAAUCCAUCACAGAGCGACGUGAAACCGCAAAAGUGAACGAGAUCGGCCGAGUGGACUUUUUUCUUCUUUUUUAAUUCGUGCAGCCCGUCUGUCCCGUGUCCUUCCCUCAGAGCUCCAGAGGAGAUUAUCUUCCCGCAUCUCUCCCUGUGUGUAGCUGACUCAUAUCUGCUGCCGUCGGGACCAUGGCGGAGUACAGCUCUCUGCUCAGCGACCUGUCUGAAAACAUCACCAACGAAGACUUGGAGCAGCUCAAGUCGGCCUGCAAGGAGGACAUUCCCGAGGACCAGAGCAACAACAUCACUUCCUCCAAGGAGUGGUUCAGCUACCUGGAGAAGAACGACAAGCUGGCCCAAGAUAAUCUGUCGUACAUCGAGCACAUCUUCGAGAUUUCGCGGCGACCGGACCUGCUGACGAGGGUGAUCGAGUACCGCACCACCGUACUCAAGAUCUCUGAGGAUGACGAGAUCGACACCAAGCUCACACGCAUCCCCUCAGCCAAGAAAUACAAAGACAUCAUCCGCCAGCCCUCCGAAGAUGAGAUCAUCAAGUUGGCCCCGCCUCCUAAAAAAGUGUGAGAUCGUGACACACAACCCUGAUCUUUGCACCUUGAUUCCUUCACUCUUGGCACUCCAAUCAACCGACCAACCGUUUAUGACCAACCCCAUCGCUCCCCUACUUCACCCUACCCUCACACACAAACACACAGACACACACGCACACUACGCACACGCACACCACACACAUCCAGCCAAGCACCAUCCUUGCACUAACACAGAACCGCGCAGGCAGCCACCAACCAAGCAUCCAAUUAGAUCGUAGCGAUGCAGCCUCUUUCCGAGCUGAGGGGAGGCGGGAAGCUGCGAAAAAGAGACAUUAGAAGACGUAAUCUGGAGAUGGACGAACAGUGUAUGUGUGUAAGGAGAGAGAGAGAGAGAGAGAGAGAGAGAGAGAAACAAAGUCUACCCUCAAUUCAAAAAUCUGAAAGGGUCAGUUUAGAUUGAGUGUAAUCUGUAAACACUGUUCAAUCUGUGAUGCUGUGCUUACUGUAUGCAACCGCCUGUCUAAGUGUGUGCAUGUCAGUGAAGGUUGUUAUAGUUAAGACUUGGACUUCAUCCAGCCAUGAAGAGUUUAAAAGUACAAACCCUGCGUUCAAAACCACAUAGUGUAAUGGCAAAGUUCAAUUUUUCCAGACGUUCUAAAAAUUUCAAAAAGCUACAAUUAAGCUGGGAAUGCAUUGUAUGUACAAUGAUACUUAACUACGACUGUGGCUAUGAACGUAGUUCAUCAGUUGCUUUAUGUUUUCAAAAUUAAAUUAGAAUAUGC